Messenger RNA from Cyprinodon tularosa, 784 nucleotides. It is a transcript of the gene parm1, whose product is annotated as prostate androgen-regulated mucin-like protein 1. The record is from RefSeq and is a predicted model, not a curated record. The transcript is spliced from 3 exons. Gene Ontology annotation, cellular component: Golgi apparatus; early endosome; late endosome. Lineage: Eukaryota; Metazoa; Chordata; Actinopteri; Cyprinodontiformes; Cyprinodontidae. The coding region runs from base 30 to 632 and encodes 200 amino acids.
CCAGCAGUAGCCAAACGCCUAAAACCUCGAUGUCUACAGAGACCACCACAUCAUCUGAGACUGAGAUGAGCGCUACAAUGUCUCCUACAACUUCAUCAUCACUCUCACCAUCCUCCACCACCUCAGGGCCCCAGACAACGGACACAACCAUCACCACCACCACACCCCUGACCACUCCACCAACUGAGAGCACCCAAACCAUCCUAACAUCCACUAACCUCCCCAGUCCAACCAGUGCCAUCACCGUGACCUCUGACCAAACGACGACACCUGCGAGCGACACCACGACCGUCUCUACCUCCACAGCUGGUUCCCCAGCCAAUAGCGCAUCCUCACAACCAGCUAGCUCAACUGGAGCUCCGACCACCACACCUUACAGUUCCUCUACUGCCAGGCUGACGUCGCCCAAGGCCCCAGCUAGCAGCCCCACAUCCGAAGGGGGGGAACAGAAACCGAAGCCUCUCAGCUCAGGAAGUGUUGCAGUUAUUGUCUGCAUGUUCCUCCUGCUGGUCGUCCUGGUACUGGGAGGAUUGUACCACUACAAGUUUAGACGGACGUCAUACGGCCCUCUCAUGGAAAGCUUCGACCACGGCAGCAUAGGAAACUUCCCCAACCCGAUGUAUGACCCUUGAUGUUUUGGAUCUCUUAUCUCAGGAGAAUGAAGAGUCUCUGCAGACUGUAUCGAUCUGCACAGAGAGUUGUAGCAGUAUGUGACUGUGGACGUAUGUUUCAGUUAUGGAACCUGUCAUGAACACUGGUUAAGUGGCCUAUUUCCGUGUUUUUC